Peniophora sp. CBMAI 1063 is the source of this 3006-nucleotide messenger RNA. NCBI's taxonomy places the organism in Eukaryota, Fungi, Basidiomycota, Agaricomycetes, Russulales, Peniophoraceae. The record is from the annotation of a GenBank genome assembly.
AUGAGAGCGCUCAGCUUCGUCUUCGCGUUGUGCGGCGUAUGGCACGCGUUACUUGCCCCGGUCCAUGCUCAGAUUAGGUCCACCGGCCUUACCACAGAUGUCGAAUGGGACACGCACUCGCUCUUCAUCCGAGGUCAACGCGUCUUCAUCCUCUCCGCUGAAUUCCACCCGUGGCGCCUGCCGAACCCGAACCUCUGGAUUGACGUCUUUCGGAAGAUCAAGGCGAAUGGCUUCAAUACGGUGUCCUUCUGCAUCAACUGGGCUCUUCACUAUCCUACCCCGGACGCUGGCGGCGGCGAAGGUGACUGGCAGGAGGGCACCUAUCGGGACAUUCAGAGAUUUAUCGACGACGCCAAAGCUGCAGGACUGUGGUUGAUCGUGAGACCCGGACCGUAUAUCAACGCCGAAACGACCGGCGGUGGGUUCCCGGGAUGGGUAGGCAACAUCGCAGGAAGCUUGAGGACCGAUGAUGUCAACUAUACAGAAGCCUGGUUGCCGUACCUGACCUCCGUCUCCAAGAUCAUAGCGAGGAAUCAGAUUACCAACGGCGGCCCAGUGAUCCUGGUACAAGCCGAGAACGAGUUCAGCGCUGGGGCUGGCCGAAGCGACUAUAUGCAGCAUGUCAUUGACACGUUUCGAGCAAACGGCAUCGUUGUUCCUUUAACGCACAACGACAUUCACUCGGGACAAGCUGGUAACUUCAGUCCGGAUAAAGGUGGCCAAGGAGCCGUCGACAUCUACUGCGGUGACACGUAUCCGCAAGGGAAAUCAAAAUGGGCGCAAACCCAAACUGUCUACUAUGAUUACCAUAAAGCCGAGGCGCCAAGUAACCCACUUUGUUUGGCUGAGUUCGGCGAUGGAAAGCUCCUAGGAUGGCAAGCCAAUGCGCUGGGUGGUACUGGUUAUGAGAAGUAUACGACGACACUGGACAACAGCGAGUUCGAAUCUAUCUUCUACAAGGAUGCAUAUGGGCAGACGGCGACGAUCUUUAACAUCUACAUGAUCUUCGGCGGCACAAACUGGGGUCAGACAGCCGAGCCCACAGUCUACUCAAGCUAUGACUACGGAGGCGCUCUCAACGAGAAUCGCGUAGCUACGCUGAAGAUGAAUGAACUGCGCCUUCAAGGUGCUUUCCUCCGCGUCGCUCGCGAGUUGACCGGGGCCACACUGAUCUCCAACGGAACAAACUACACCACUACGUCAUCGAUUCACACGGCCGAACUUCGCAACCUUGAGAGCGGCUCGGCGUUCUACGUUCUUCGCCAUAACGACUCCACGUCGACUGAGAUAACCUCAACUUCGCUCAGCGUCGUCACGUCGGAGGGCGACCUUGAGAUUCCCAAGUUCGGCAACAUUACACUCACGGGGCGCGAUAGCAAGAUCAUAGUCACGGAUUUCGUCUUCGGCACCGAUGAUACUUCGAUACUGUACUCUACAACUGAGAUCUUCACUUGGACCACGAUCGGUGAUCGCGACUACCUGGUACUGUACGCUCAACCGGGCGAGAAUGGGGAGACGGUGCUGAAGCUCGACAACGAGCCGACUGUUAGCUUGACUGAGGCUCCCACCGCCACUUCCGCCUAUGAAGAUGGUCUUCUAUACCUAAACUACGCUUUGGACGGUGACCAAUACAUUGACGUCGAAGGGAAUAGUUCGACCACUAUCAUCGUCCUGGAUAAGAAAUCCGCAUACAACUGGCACGCGCCCAUCUUGCCCGGUGAUGGCGACUUCCCGAACUUCUUCUCGAUCGGAUCGAACGCAUCUGUGCUUGUGAAGGGUCCGUACCUCGUACGCAACGCAAGUAUCUCCGGCGACACACUCUUCCUGACAGGGGACACUAACGGUACUACUACUCUUGAGGUCUUUGGUCCCUCUAACGUGAACUCGCUGUUCUGGAACGGAAAGGCCUACGAUGUCAACCCCACGACGCACAGAUCGUACGUCGCUCAUAUCGAGGCCGCCGAUCCCGUCGCUCUCCCGACACUCGGCGCGUGGAAGGUUCUGGACAGCCUUCCCGAGGCGGACGCGGACUUCGAUGACUCGGACUUUGUGACAGCGGACCUCACAGACACGAACUAUACUAAUCUGCCUCCACUCUCUGGAGACGUUGUGCUCUACUCGCAGCAAUACGACUUCUUCGGGGGCAAUUUGAUCUUCCGCGGCCAUUUCAACGCGUCAGGCAACGAGACAGGCGUCGAGCUUACAGUCAUCGGCGGAUUUGCAUUCGCAUACUCAGCGUUCCUCAACGGUCACUUCAUUGGCUCUGGCGAAGGCAAUUCGACAGUAGCCGAAGUCACAGAUACUUGGAGCUUCCUUAACGACAGUUUGAGAGUUGGGAAAGACAAUGUAUUGACUAUCAUACAAGAUCAUAUGGGUCUUGCAGAAACAAGCUCUAACGAUGGUAAAGAACCCCGAGGCCUUCGUGGUUACCAGAUUCUGGGCUCCAAUACCACCUUCUCUUACUGGAAGGUCCAAGGUAAUCAGGGUGGUGCACGCCAGGCCCCCGAUACCUUCCGUGGCUACCUGAAUGAAGGCGGUCUUUACGCAGAGCGCAUCGGCGCUCAUCUCCCUGGAUUUGACGAUUCAAGCUGGACGAACGGUUCGCCUCUUACCGCAGAUGGCGGUGGAUUAAAUGGCCCUGGAGUGAACUUCUACAGGACCUCAUUUACUUGGACGGCUCCGCCUGAUGUUGAUGCUCCGCUGCGAUUGUCCAUCACGCCAAGUGACAUCGACGUACAUUUUCGUGUUCAGAUCUAUUUGAAUGGAUGGCAGUUGGGCAAAUACGUGAAUAAUCUUGGUCCCCAAACCGUCUUUGUUUUGCCACCUGGCAUACUGAAGCGUGAAAACGAAAACACGCUUGCGGUAUCUCUUUGGUCACUUGACGCUGGACCGGCUGGGCUAGCCGGUUUGGAGUUCAUCUCGGACGGUCAAUUUUCCUCUGCACUCGAUCUACAAGACUACGACCUUGCGCCUGAUUAUAAAGCUCUUCGUUUUUCAUCUUCCUAG